UUCGCGGCUCACUCCGGUGCAGCCGGGGCCGCUGCCUGCAGCCAGCGAGCGAGCGGGCGGGCGGGAAAAGUUGCGUCUGCGGGACAGGGACUUCUCCGGGCGCGGGGAAGCGGGGCCGCGCCGCCGGGCUGCUGCUGCUGCUGCUACCGCCUCCUCCUUAGCCCGGGGGUCGGCGGAAGGAGCCGGGCUCAUUUGCCGGCUCGCUCCCACCGCCAGCGGGAUGGGCCGGGGGGGCAGCCCCGGCGCGGAGCCCCGCCCCGCCAGCAGCCGGGCGCCGUGAGCCCCGCACGCAGCACCUGCCGGGUUGGAGGGGAAGCCCAUGAGCCGCCCCCGGCCGGAGCUGCCCCUCGGCCCCGGCGGGGUGCCCCGGGACGGGCGGGCCGUCAUGCCGGGCAGCGGGGAGCUGGGCAACGCCACCGCGCCCCGGGGAGCGGCGCCCGGCUACAACUUCGCCGCCUUGGUCUUCGGCGUCUCGCUCAUCCUCUGCGUCGUGGGCGGGAACCUGCUGGUCUGCCUGAGCGUCUGCUCCGAGCGCGCCCUCCAGACCGCCACCAACUACUUCAUCGUCAGCCUGGCCGUGGCCGACCUGCUGCUGGCCCUGCUCGUGCUGCCCCUCUACGUCUACUCCGAGUUCCAGGGAGGAGUGUGGGCCUUGAGCACAGGUCUGUGUGAUGCACUGAUGACCAUGGAUGUGAUGCUGUGCACCGCCUCUAUCUUCAACCUCUGUGCUAUCAGCGUGGAUCGGUUCAUCGCCGUUUCCAUCCCGCUGAACUACAGCCGGCAGCAGGUCGACCUGCGGCAGCUGAUCCUCAUCUCCACCACUUGGAUCUUUGCUUUCGCCGUGGCAACCCCGGUCAUCUUCGGCCUCAACGACGUCCCAGGCAGGGACCCCACCGUGUGUCAGCUGGAGGACAACAACUACAUUGUCUACUCCUCCAUCUGCUCCUUCUUCAUCCCCUGUCCGGUCAUGCUGGUCCUCUACUGUGCCAUGUUCCAGGGACUCAAGCGCUGGGAGGAGGCCAGGAGGGCCAAGCUGAAGAGCAGCGUGUAUGUGGGCGGCAGGAAGCUGUGCGGCCCACCUCCCGUCAUGGAGAGGAAGCAGGCUGAGAUCAAGCUGCAGGAGCGCAGUCUGUGUGACCGCUCCGAGUGCUCUUUCCCCAGGGGGUACAUGAUGAACAGUGGCAUCCAGACUGUCUCCUACCCUCACCUCAAGUACUCCCACCCGGGACACAAACAGGCCAAGAUCAAUGGCCGGGAGAGGAAGGCUAUGAAGGUGCUCCCGGUUGUGGUCGGCGCUUUCCUCUUCUGCUGGACACCCUUCUUUGUAGUACACAUAACAAGAGCCCUGUGCAAAUCCUGCACGAUCCCCAGUCAGGUCAUUAGCAUUGUCACGUGGCUGGGCUACAUCAACAGUGCCCUUAACCCCAUCAUCUACACCAUCUUCAACACAGAGUUCAGGAAAUUCUUCCGCAAAGCUUUGCACGUCUUCUGCUAAGGUUGGUGCCUGCUGGAGUCAGGGAGGAACUAAAGCACAAGGCACAGCAAGCAGUAAAGAUGACACUGUGUUAGGUUUUUUUGUUUGUUUUUUUUUGUAUAGCUCAUUAAAGUUUGAUUUCUUGCUACA
Chelonia mydas (Green sea turtle) is the source of this 1624-nucleotide messenger RNA. It is a transcript of the gene DRD4, whose product is annotated as dopamine receptor D4. Gene Ontology annotation, cellular component: plasma membrane. NCBI's taxonomy places the organism in Eukaryota, Metazoa, Chordata, Testudines, Cheloniidae. Gene Ontology annotation, molecular function: G protein-coupled receptor activity; dopamine neurotransmitter receptor activity, coupled via Gi/Go. Gene Ontology annotation, biological process: adenylate cyclase-activating adrenergic receptor signaling pathway; adenylate cyclase-inhibiting dopamine receptor signaling pathway. Bases 320 to 1495 code for a protein of 391 amino acids. The record is from RefSeq and is a predicted model, not a curated record. The transcript has 4 exons.